AUGAGUAUGCCUUCCAACGAGGCCGAGUCGCCGGACGAGAGCUUCUUCAACGACCUGUCCCAACAACCCCAGGAGUCCAAUACAGCCGAUGAUCAGGAAACACAACAAGACGGCUCGAGCAAAAUCAAGAGGAUCGCCUGUGUGUUGUGUAGGAAGAGGAAGUUGCGAUGCGACGGUGCACGACCGUCGUGCUCAACUUGUAAACGCUUAUCCCACGAUUGCGCCUACGAUCAAGUGCGGAAGAAAAGCGGGCCCAAGCGUGGUUAUGUGAAGCUGCUCGAACAACGGCUCCAACAGGUUGAGACGUUGUUGAAGACCCAGGACGCAAACGAUACAAGUAAAGAUGCAACCCGCCAGGACUCUGCAUCUGAAUAUGUCGCCAACACCAUAAAUCUCACACUACCCAACACUAAUCAUAUUCCAAAUCUUGCAACUCCUCAACAUGACACAGAGCAGCACGUGUCAGGAGAAAUAAUAGGACUUGGAUUAGAAGAGCCUUUACCACCCCAGGAAGUCACAGAUAAUCUAUACGAAGUCUACUUUUCCAAAGUUCAUCUCUCCAUACCCGUCAUACACAGACCACGGUUUCUCGCGGCGCUCAACCUCGCCCCUCAUAUGCGACCACCGAUAUGCCUACGAUACAUCAUGUGGGCCAUGGCAGCAUCUGUCAGCAACAAAUACGAGGCGCUCCACGAGCACUUUUACCAGCGAGCACGGAAGUACGCGCAAAUGGACGAAAUGAAGGGUCAUGGAGAAACGACCAUUACGCUUGGACAUUGCCAGGCAUGGAUUCUGAUAUGCACGUACGAGUUCAAGAACAUGUAUUUUCCAAGAGCAUGGUUGUCUGCUGGUAGGGCUGUUCGACUCGCUCAGAUGAUGCAACUCCAUCGCUUGGAUGGGCUCGGUUUGGACGUAAAACAAUGCCUGCCUCAACCGAAAGAUUGGACAGAGCGCGAGGAGCGGAGGAGAACUUUCUGGAUGGCUUUCUGUGUCGAUCGCUACGCCAGUAUUGGCACAGGCUGGCCAAUGGUUAUUGACGAACGCGAUGUUUUGACGAACUUACCGGCAAGCGAGGAAGCGUUCGAGAAAAGCAGACCAAUGUCUACAGUGUCACUAGAGCGAGCUAUGCAACCAAAUGGCGUAGCGAACCUUCAACCAUCCGGCGGAAUCGUUUUGACAGCAGCAAUGUUCGGUCGCAACCUACUGCACCUACAUCGGCCUGGUCCUGACGAUAGGGACGAUGACAUCAAUGGUGGUUACUGGACUCGACAUCGUGACAUUGAGCAACUACUGCUCCAAACAUCACUGGGAUUGCCUGAUCAUAUGCGGUUACCUUCAGGACUCUCAGACCCCAACGUCGUGUUCACAAACAUGUGCAUUCAUACCUCAGCAAUAUGUCUUCAUCAGGCAGCAAUAUUCAAAGCAGAUAAACACCGAUUACCGAUCAACAUUGCCAAUGAGAGCAAGAUCAGAUGUGUAACGGCCGCAGCAGAAAUUGCCAGCCUUAUGCGGAUGAUCAGUCAUAUGGAUCUUUCUGCAAUGAACCCUUUCAUAUCCUUCUGUGUCUAUGUGGCAGCAAGAGUGUUUGUCCAAUACCUAAAGACUCGACCAAAGGAUCAACAGAUGGCCGCUUCGUUAAAAUUCCUGAUGCAAGCUAUGCACGCUCUACGUAGGAAGAAUCCACUCACAGAGUCCUUCCUGGCACAGCUAGAUAUUGAUAUCGAGCAUGCCGGCAUCGGUGGUAUUCAGCAGAUGAAAUCCAUGACCAAACCCACUGCCACCCGCGGCACUACUAAUCAAUUCAGAUGCAGCCCCAUAAUCAAUAUAUCCGAAGGGCAACAACUCGAUGAACCUGUGAACAUAGUUGAGAACAAUAGUCGGGCGAAUACAACCUCAACGCGCAGUACGCAGUAUCCGAACAACGCACCAGGUCCACCAUUUCAUGUUAGCAGCAUCAAUAGCAUCGACCUGCGGACGGCGCCGCGUGUGUCUUCACGCGAAGCUCUUGCAACUACAGGGUCUCAUGACUUCCCACCUGGUUGGUUUCCAGCUCAAGAUGGAAAUGAAAUGGAUCUUUCUGGGGGUGAGAAGGGCGUUGACCACGAUAGCCCUGUAACCAUCAGUUCACAAUCACGCGGCGGCUCAACGUCGCAAUCUUCAUAUUCACCCGGUCAACAAAACGAGCUUCAUGUGCCAUAUCGAGCAUCACCAAAGUUGCCUUACUCUAAUUUAGUGCCUAAUGGCUCCACCAUCUUCCCAGGUUUUGUGUCCACGAACGAAGCCUUUAGCAUGAACAACUUCGAUACCUCGGAAGAUAUGGGACACGCCGGUUACAAUGAUGGCCUCGUAAUGGGCAGCGAAUGGGAUUACGCUGCACUCAAUGCUGCGUCAGGUCUGCCCGCAAUGGCCGAUGCAUCAUGGGACUCGAUGCUGGAAAGCGUAACGACGGGAUGGGAGUCGGUCAGUCAGGUGCACGACAGCCAAGCAAACAUCUUUGGCGCAAGAUGA
Messenger RNA from Bipolaris victoriae FI3, 2508 nucleotides. RefSeq lists its product as hypothetical. Gene Ontology annotation, cellular component: nucleus. Gene Ontology annotation, biological process: DNA-templated transcription; regulation of DNA-templated transcription. Bases 1 to 2508 code for a protein of 835 amino acids. The record is from RefSeq and is a predicted model, not a curated record. The transcript has 6 exons. Lineage: Eukaryota; Fungi; Ascomycota; Dothideomycetes; Pleosporales; Pleosporaceae. Gene Ontology annotation, molecular function: DNA binding; zinc ion binding; DNA-binding transcription factor activity, RNA polymerase II-specific.